GUGUGGCUCAUAAAUGGUAUAAAACAGAGUCAUCUUCACAUUAUGCCAAAACAUUUUUCCAGCUGCACCUAAAACAGAAGGCAGAAGUCUAGUUUUAUAAAGGAAAAUGGAGGAACAACAGUGUUCUGUAGUUCAACAGAUGCUACAAGCGGCCCAGCAUACACAAGAGAGUUGUGCUGAAGUCAAAGGAGUGCAGGGAGGAUCAGAUUUCAAACCUCGUCCCAGGUUUAACCCUACAGAAGAUGUAAACGCUUUGGAAAAGGCUAUCACUGGAAAGGAAGUCGAUAAAGGAUCUAUUAUCGAUAUCUUGACUAAGAGAAGCAAUGAACAGCGUCAAGAGAUUAAAGCAGCUUACCUAAAGAAAACAGGAAAGACUUUAGAAGAAGCUAUGAAGAAGGCUCUCAGUGGUCAACUAGAAUCUGUGAUAUUGGAUAUGUUGAAAACUCCAGAGGAGUUUGAUGCUAGCAAACUAAAAGCAGCAACAAAGGGUCUUGGGACAGAUGAAGAUACACUCAUUGAAAUUUUGGUAACAAGACCUAAUCAACAAAUCAAAAAGAUUAAGGAAGUCUACAAAGCAGCUUAUAAAACUGAUCUUGAAAAGGAUAUCACUGAUGAUACAUCUGGAGAUUUUCAGAAAGCGUUGUUGGCCCUCUUGAAGGGGGUACGCAGUGAAGGACUGCUUUGUUAAUGAAGAUCUGGCUGAUAAAGAUGCAAAGGCACUAUUUGAAGCAGGAGAAAAUAAG
Molecule: messenger RNA, 743 nt
Organism: Bufo bufo (common toad)
Lineage: Eukaryota; Metazoa; Chordata; Amphibia; Anura; Bufonidae
Product: annexin A1-like
Exons: 9
Coding region: 107-688 (193 amino acids)
Biological process (GO): response to interleukin-1; positive regulation of neutrophil apoptotic process; gliogenesis
Cellular component (GO): plasma membrane; cytoplasm
Molecular function (GO): calcium ion binding; cadherin binding involved in cell-cell adhesion; phospholipase A2 inhibitor activity
Source: RefSeq, a predicted model, not a curated record